UUUUUUUUUUUUUUUUUUUACUUUUUUUUUUUUAUUAACCGAGUAUUUCUUAUAUACAUUUCAAGUGUUAUUCCCUUUCCCGGUUUCCGGGCAAACAUCCCCCUCCCCCCUCCCCUUCCUUAUGGGUGUUCCCCUCCCAACCCUCCCCCCAUUGCCGCCCUCCCCCCAUAGUCUAGUUCACUGGGGGUUCAGUCUUAGCAGGACCCAGGGCUUCCCCUAAGAUGAAGCCCUUUUAAUGCCUGUCAAAUCAACUCAUUUCCACAGUCUGCUCAUUCUGAUAUUUUAAGCAUGGGGAAAGUAGGUGUCAGUUUUGAUGGGAGCUUGAGUCAGAUUUUGGUCAAUUUUAGUUGCUUUGAACCUGUCAUUGAUUUCGCUCCUAAAAUUAAAAAAACCUCUACUUUAUUAUUCUGUAAAAAAGUUAAGGGUCUUUCGUUUAGAGCAGUGGUUCUCAACCUGUGACAGAUCACAGGUUGUGAUUUGACCCUUUUGUGAUUUGACCAACCUUUUCUUAGAGUCAUUUUUGUUCAUCAGAAAACAUAGAUAUUUACAUUGCAGUUCAUAACAGCAGCAAAAUCACACUUAGGAAGUAGCAACGAGAACAGUUUUAUGGUAGAGGUCACCACCACAUGAGAAACUGUGUUGAAGGGUCACAGCCUUAGUAAGGUUGAGAACUGCUCUACCUUACUAAAACACUGCAGGUCAGAUGGGCAGUUAGUCUGGUUCGUGCUGACAGACAGCCCUGUGUGGAUUUGGAGGCACUGUACUCUCAUCUUUCUGAAUGUCUCAUGUGUCAAAGGAGACCCUUUUGUUAGGUAGAGUUUUGUUUUCUCAGUUUGAAGCACCCAUGACCAGUAAGUAGAAUACUUACUCUCCAGUAUAAACCAGAUGGUUGCCUUUCUGUUUCAAGGGUACAGAACCAGAUUAAAGGUCACUUAGAGGUGAGGCAGCCCUGGCCAGCGAGCUCAGAGGUUGGAGAACCUUGGUUGAAGAUCCUUGCUCUUGCUCUGCCUGUGCCCCUGGCCAGGCUUCCGGCCGCACCCAGGCCCCAAGAUGAAAGUCCUCCGAGUGGGCUUCCGAAGGGAAGCUCUUGCCUGAACCUGUCUGCACUUCAUCCACAGCCACAGCGUGGUUGUCUGUCUAAUUAUUGUUGCUUAGUUUCAGUUGUAAAGAUAGAGGCCUGGGGGAGGUGGAGAAACAUUUAGAGAUGCUCAAGAAGUGAAUCCCACAUCCUUUCACUGCUGGCAAUGCUGUUUUUGCUUCUUUUGCCCCAGGAGAUGGGGUGGGGGAGGAGUGGGGCUUUUACUAGGUUAUCGUUCAGGGAGGGUGAUGCCAGUCUUCCUGCCUGGUUGACUGUGACUUGUAGCAUGGGUUGGGACAGCACCUUCCUGCUCGCUGUGCACUAGAAUGUAGCCCUUUUUUCUUAGAGGUGGUCUGUAAGGCCCCUGUUGUCCUUGGUGCUGUUGCCGUGAAGGGUGUGUUGAGAACCUUCCUGGCAACGUCACUGGCCUAGUUUCCAGGAGCUGGGCCAGCGAGUAGUAGUCACUGCUCUGCUCACGCAGCACAGGACUUCAGAGGUCAUGGGCAUGAGGGCAGGCCGUGAAGGAGCGCCAGAGUGCGUGAUAGGCACUGCAAUGGGAAGGGGAACCGUCCUGGAGGAGCUGGUGCUGGGACUGCUUUGGAGAAGGGGAGGUGGGGUGGCGGAGGGGGUAGUCAGUGAACGUAGCAAGUGCAUUGCAGGCAGAGGGAGGCUGAAGCUGUCGGUCUGUCGUGGGCUUGGCAAAGGUGGAGGGAGGAGACCUAAGUGGCACUCUGUGUGUAGUGGACAUACUGCAGGAGUCUUUGGGACUUUAGAGAUAGCUGAAUCUGAAUGGAGCUGAGACUGAGUACCUGAUGGGAGGUGAUGCCAGGAGCUGACUGUGAAGAGGGCCAACAGUGACUUCUUGGGCACAGGCCUGCUGAGGGGCUGGAGCGAGCAGAUAUCUGAAAGGAGGCUGAGGAAAAGGCACAUCACUCUUCAAGCAACUAGAGGGAGUGAGAGGGAGAGGAAGGGCACCGGAACACGCUCAGUAAGCAGGAGGUGGUGCAGGAUGGGAAACACGUUUGCUUUUAGUUUGUAGUCCAGGUGGCCUUGAACCCCCUCUGUAGCCGGGAGUAAUCUUGAGCCUCAGGCUCUUUGUCCUAAGUGCUAGAGUUACAGGUGAGUACCACUCCACCUGGUCUGUGUGGUGCUGGGAUAGAACCUAGGGCUUUGUGUACGUUAGGCAAACACACUAGCCACUGAGCCGCAGCCCCCACCCAUGAUAGAAUUAAAAAUACCCAUUUGGUAGUUACUCCAGGCUAGUCUUGAGUUAAACAGUGUUCCUUUGUGCUGGGCAGUGACCCUCCCGUAGGAGUGGGCUCAGAUUUCAUUUCUCCUCCUGUGUCCUGUGUGUGGCAGCUGCAGACUGCAUGCGCUUUAGGAAUCUGUUCAGUAUAAGUUGCUUUCUUUUGAGUGCUGAGACCCUGAAACAUAAUCUCCAUCAGCCCUAAUACUGAAAGCAGGAGCACGUGCUGAGUGUUAGCAAAUUCUGUUGGUUUCAGCACUGAGCAGGCACCCUCAUCAUGUAAAGUCAUGGCAGUCAUGACCCUCCAUUCUGGAGUCCCUCACACACUAACAGCUUUCCUUUGUCACUGUUCACUGACCAUCCCAGGCAUUCAGGCUUGAGAUCAUAAGAUUCUCUCUCUCUUCUCUCUCUUCCUGCCCCCCCCCCCCCCCACAUCUUCAGAAGGCCAUUUACCCACCUCCUCUGAGAUAGAGGCUCUCUCAUUGGCCUGGAGCUCACCAAUUAGGCUAGGCUGGCUGGCUAGUGAGCCCCAAAGAUUUGCCCGCCUCUGCCUCCCAGCCCUAGGAUUCCAAGUGCAGCACUUUUAUGUGGGGUCUGUGGAUCCAUCUGAGGCCCUCAUGCUUCAAUACAAGCACUUAUAGCAGAGCUGUCUCAGACUCCCUCUCUCAGUUUUGUUCAUUUGUUUUGUUUUGUUUGUUUUUUGAGACAGGGUUUCUCUGUGUAGCCCUGCCUGUCCCGGAACUAGCUCCAUAGACUAGGCUGGCCUUGAACUCACAGAGAUCUACCUGCCUCUGACUCCUGAAUGCUGGGAUUAAAGGUGUGCACCACCACCACCCAGAAAAUUAAUAUUUUAUUACUAUAUAUGGUGUUUUGUGUACAUGUAUGUGGAGGCCAGAAGAAGGAGACAGAUCGCCUGGGACCUGUGACUGGAGUUACAGAUGGUUGUGAGCUGCCAUGCAGGCGCUGAACCUGGGUGUUUUAGAGGAGCAGCCACAGCCACUGCUCUUAACCCCUGAGCUAGUUCUCUAGCCCUUCUGUGUGUGUGUGGUCUAAACUAUUUUCUCUUUAUCCACUUGUCUGUAUAGCCAAUUUAAAGAAACAAACAAAUCUCUCUUCCCUGUAGUAGAGUACUUGUUUUGAGAACUUAGCAAUACAGGCCCUACUUUCACAAAGCUGGUAGCAGAGGGCUGUGGUGACCUGGAUGUUUUCAGGACUGUUGGAGCUCUGGGAUGGUAGCAGGGCACGGCUGUGGGGCCUGCAGGCACUGUUUCCAUCUUGCUCUAGGUCAAGGGGAAAUAUUCCUGGUCAGGGGCCACUCCACCAGCUUCCACUUCAGUAAACUGCUGGCACUUUGCACUUGUUGUUUAACCCCUACUGUGAGGGAUGGAUUGUUGUCAGCAAAGUGACAGGGCUCCCCUCCUCUUCUUCCUCCUCUUCUUCCUUCCUCUUCCUCUCCUCCUCUUCUCCUCUUCCUUCCCACUCCUCUUCCCCUGCUCCUCCUGCUUCCCCUUGCUUCUCCCCGUGCCAUUUCUCCUUUUCCUCCUGGCAUCCCCAGGACCUUGCUUUCUCAAACUCGAGCUGCUCUUCCAGCCAGCGAACUCUGUCCUUGGCUCCUUCCUACUGCCCUACCCUACCUGCUAGUACACGUGUUAUGCAAUCUCCUAUUUCUAUAUACCUUUUAAUCCACAUUUUAUGAACUUUUUGUCUUUGCCCCGUAGUUGAGCAUAGUUCCACGUCUCGGCGUGGCCUGUGCUGCAGGCUACUGAGUCAUUUAUAUUGAAAGAGUUGUUGUGACUCUUAGGGUUGUGGUGUUUCUGUCGCCUAAGCUUUCUGGGUAGUAGUAAUUUGAUAAAGUCCAUGUCCUCUCACUGUCUCUGGAGAACAGCUUAGCUCAUAGUAGCAGGGUCACGCAUCCUAGCCUGGUCUUUGAUUUCCUCGAGCCCAGGUUGGUGGUUGGGUAGCCAGAACACAGGAGAGAUGCAGCUGCCUAGGUCUGCAUUGGGGAUCCUGCCUCUAGCAUGUCUGAGCGCACUGCCUCACAGCCACCUAGAGCUUGUCAAAGCUGAAGAGAGGCUGCCGGUGGGAAGUCCACAUUCAGUGGAGGAACAGAACAGAGCUAGGAAGUCCGCAGCCUGUGUCCCUGACUGAGUGCUCUCCAGAGAAGAAACAGGUUUCAGUCAGGGUGGUCCACAGCCCACAGAGCUCAAACAUUGCAGGUUAAGAGUGAACAUGGGGGUUUGGGGAUUUACCUCAGUGGUAGAGCGCUUGCCUAGGAAGCGCAAGGCCCUGGGUUCAGUCCCCAGCUCCGGAAAAAAAAAACAAAAACAAAAACAAAAACAAAAAAAAAAAAAAACAAAAACAAAAAAAGAGUGAACAUGGGGCUCAGGUUCUGACUGUCUUUGAGGGACUUCUGCAAAAUAAGGUCUGUGUUACCAGGCACCCUAAGUGCGGCUGUGGGUCUCAGGAGCAUAUCCAGGUGCCCUGGAAAUGCUGGCGGCAUCUUAUUCUGAUGCCUCCUGGUGGACUGCCACUCUGGUAAGGUGACUCCUGGCAACUGGACUGGGUGGACAGAGCUUUGGAGACCCUUCUGGAACUGUAACAGCCACCUCCUGCUACACUGAUUUCUUCUUUCUGUGGUUUCUAACCACCACCCAGAUAUCUUACAGGUUCUCUGUCUGCUCAGAUUGCAGUCACAAAGAGUGGAGGAGGUGUGAUUCCUCGAGGAUUGACUGCGAGGCUUAGGCUGGGGAGGUUUCUGGGUACAGUAUAGCGGAGGCUCUGGCCUCGCGUCCUAGUCUCUCCCUCCACAGGAAGCCGCACUUUAGGAGUGCACCGCAGGGCAGCAGGAAGGCUCCUCUGUGUCUGCGGUGUCUCACAGGGGCCCAGGGGUUCCUGCUGCAGUGACUUCUGACCCUGUUAGUCCCACUCAAUGGACAGGACUUCCUUUCUUGUUAUCUGAUCCAACCUACAUGCUUAGCAAGGCUCUGCACACUGGCUCUACGUUUGUUGACUGAAUCCUACAAUCUGAUUCAACACAGGACCUAAAGUCAUAGGACUGCUCUUAGCAGUUGUGAGCCCCACUUGGAAGCUGAGCCCUUGUAGCCCAUGCAUGGGACUUGCUUUCUUCUUUUGUAGGCCUUUGUGGUUGCCUGCGGUUGUUUGUGGGUGGGGUUCCUGGUGCAGCUACUGUGGAGUCAAGUCUCUCACUGUUGGCCUGUUUGCAAAGUGUGGAGACAUUUUAUGCCUUUGUUUAUUUUUUUCCUUUUCUUUCUUUUUUCUUUUUUUUUUUUUUGGACAGGCUCUAACACUGUAGCUUCUGCUUAGCCUGAAAGUUGUUAUGUAGACCAGGGGUGGUCUUGAACUCACAGAGAUCUGACUCCCUUUGCCUUCUGAGUGCUGAGAUUAAACGUGUGUGUCCCCAGAUCACUUUGUGCCUUUGAGAUUUCAGUACAAUUUAUUUUUUUUAAAGAAUUAUUUAUUUCAUAUACAGUACACUGUAGCUGUCUUCAGACACACCAGAAGAGGGCCUCAGAUCUCAUUACAGAUGGUUGUGAGCCACCAUGUAGUUGCUGGGAGUCCAACUCAGGACCUCUGGAAGAGCAGUCAGUGCUCUUAACCGCUGAGCCAUCUCUCCAGCCCCCACAAUUUAUUUUUUUUCUUUUUUCUUUUUCUUUUUUUUUUUUUUUUUUUGGAGCUGGGGACCGAACCCAGGGCCUUGCGCUUGGUAGGCAAGUGCUCUACCACUGAGCUAAAUCCCCAACCCCCACAAUUUAUUUUUAAAAUGGAUAUUCUCUUUGAAAGAAAUGUAAUUAUUCUAUAAAGAUGAGAGUCCAAUGUAUUAUUUUAAAGGGGCUAAUAUAACUUAUAGGAAGGUGGAUUAAUUUAGGAAACAUCAAGUUUAAUCCCUUAAAAAAUUAUUAAAAAUUAAUAGGUAAGUGUUUGAGUGUUUGGUUUCUAAAACCUCACGAACACAGCCUGGGAGACAGACAGCUGGCAGAGUACUACUUUACCUUGGGGUCUUUAGGAUGUGUAGAAAGAAAAAGAAGAUACCCCAUGUGUUAGCUUCUCGCUGCUGCUGUCAAAAGUGAUGAAAGUGACCUGCUGUCCUACGGCUUUGGAGGCGGAAGUCUAGUCAAAUGGGAUAAAACAGCAACCCAGCAUGUCCUGGUCUUCUCUCCUCGAGAGGCUAGUACCAGGUAAAAGCCACAGCUCACUGGCUCUUAGCCCUUCCCCCACUUCAGAGCCUGCAGUGGCAAGCGGAGUCUUUCUCACAUCCCACAAUGACACAGACUCCUCGUCUUCGUUGUCAUCGUCGUCGUCGUCAUUGUCUCUCUUCCCCUUUUAUGAGACUGGUGCCCACCUAGACGAUUGAAGAUCACUUCCCUUUUCUGUGAGCAGUGUCAAGUCUCCCUGCUGCCUUUGUAGGCUCCAGGGAUUAGGAUGUGGACACCUGUGGGUGUUGUUCUGUUUGCCUGUGUGUCCUGGUGUUUUUACCCUGGGUGUUACCUAAGGACAGGCAGCACCACGGGGACACUGAGUGUUGUUGGGGACUGAUCUUGUCUAAUUUCUGUUUUUCUGGUUUUUUGGUUUUUUUCUUUUCUUUUUUUCAGAGCUGGGGACCGAACCCAGGGCCUUGCACUUGCUAGGCAAGCGCUCUACCACUGAGCUAAAUCCCCAACCUCUUGUCUAAUUUCUAAUUAGACAUGUCUCCCUUUAGAGACAUGCUUGCAAUUCAAGGAAGGGCAGCUGUGAUCCUUACAACCUGCACUCUGCUCUCGGCUCCUCAGAGUACAGGGUCAGAGGCCGUGUUGUUGCUGCCUCUUCCAGAGUAGUUAAUUCUCUUCUGGUUUAAGGUAGCGGAAGUGCAUCUGAACAAUGGGCUUGAUAGGAAAGGAAUUCCUUCUUCUGGAAGGAACUAUUGGUAGAACAUUGUUUGGUGAUUGUUUCCUCAGAUGUCUGUCCCCACACCCCGUGGGCACAUUGGAGGGGAGGCAGGGAAGUGCUGUUGGUCUUUUGUGGGUUGUGUUAAAGGCUCACUGAGUUUAAUUUAUGCUCUGAAUAGAUGCAAGGACAAGUUUCUGCUUAAAUAAUGUUGUCCUCCCCUUUCUGGCCAUGUGUUAGCCUUCUAUUUUCUUUUCUGUUUUCUUUUUUUAAAGAUUUACUUAUAUAUUUCAUGUAUGUGAGUACACUGUUGCUGUCUUCAGACACACCAGAAGAGGGGGUCAGAUCCCCAUUACAGAUGGCUACCAUGUGGUUGCUGGGAUUUGAACUCAGGACCUUGGAAGAGCAGUCAGUGUUCUUAACCUCUGAGCCACCUCUCCAGCCCCCAUUCUCUUAAACACACAAACGUGAGUGCACAGCAUUGUAAUACGGGGAGUUUAAACAUGUGUCUUUAAAAGGUCUGUAGCAAACCUUCAAAAGUCAAUGGAGAAUGCGGUUCACAGCAAUGCGGUUCUGAAAGGGCACUAGUUCAAUGGAGAAAUGUGGUUCACAGCAAUGCGGUUCUGAAAGGGCACUAGUCGGUUUGAGGGAGUCCCAGGGGGUUUAGUUUCUUAUGUUAUCAGAGUCCUAGGUCAGCUGGUUUCCAUACCAAAACAGGUCAGGAAAGGAGAAGGAAAGGGGCAGAUCCUAGGAGAACUUGUCUCCCUUGACAAGAAAACAAUGGCCUCAGUAGUUGGAUUCAAAAGUAGGAAGUACUCAAGCAUGCCGGGAUAUAUACCUGGAAUGGCCAUCCAGGGUUAGCCCAGGUUCAUACUGGAGAGGGUUAGGCAUGCCUGCCUGUGUAUUCUGGAGCAUGUAUGGAGCAGGAAGCAAUCCAUAAAGUUCCACCUAUUCAGAACAUGAACACAGCCACUCAUGCUGGCGUCUUGAACUCAAACAUUUCUCUUCUUUAAAAUAUACUAGGUUCUGGGUGUGGUAUUGACACUUGAAUCCCAGCACUUGGGAAGCAGAAGCAGGUGCAUCUCUCUGAGUUCAAGGCCAACCUGGUCUACAAUGUGAGUUCUGGGACAGCCAAGGGCUAUACCACAGAGAAACUGUCUUGAAAAACAAAUAAAACAGAGUGUGUGUGUGUGUGUGUGUGUGUGUGUGUGUGUGUGUGUGUGUGUGUGUAAAUCAGAGUAUAUGAUUCUUUAAAAAUAUAGCCAGGUAUGGUGGCACAUACUUUUAAUGCCCCCAUAUGGGAGACAGGGGCAGGUGGAUGUCUCUGAGUUCCAGAACAGUCUCGUAUAUAUGGCAAGUUUCAGGACAACUAUGGCUGCAUAGAGAGAGACCCUGCCUCAAAAAACAAAACAAAAACAGGGAAGGGCAGCAGUGUAGGUGCUGGAGAGAUAGCUCAAGGAUCAAAAGCACACACUGCUUUUGCAAAGGACCCAAGUUUGGUUCCAGCACCCACAUCUGGCAGGUUACAGCUUCCUGUAACUCCAGCUCUAGUGGGCAUCAUAGCUUCUUCUGGCCUCCUUGGGUACCCAUGCUCAUGUGCACAUAGCCAUACACAAGUACACUCAUAUACACAUAGUUAAAAAUAAAUAUAUAUAUUUUAAAAAACAAUUCAUCCUGGCUUUCUUUUUUUUCUUUUCUUUUUUUCAGAGCUGGGGACUGAACCCAGGGCCUUGCGCUUGCUAGGCAAGCUCUCUAUCACUGAGCUAAAUUCCCAAUUCCUCAUCCUGGCUUUCUAAUUUACUCAUAUGAACCAAGUUACCUCAGGCUGGGACCUAGGAAUGACUGAACACACACAAAUACACAUGGAUAUAAAUACAUGUGUAUAGUUAUACUUAUUUUUAAGGCUUGAAAUGUUGGGGACUCUGGAUAUAGACCACCUGGCUCCAGGAACCUCAGAAUAUUCUCCGGAAGGCCCUGUGGCCAGCGGGCACAGGCUGGCGAUGGCGUGGGCUGGCCAGCACAGUGGUUGCCUUCAUUGCCCACGUAGACUGUAUUGAAUGAGGCAGGCAGGCGUUUGUACCAAUGAUGUUGCACGGUGCUGGCUGCACGGCUCCAGCUGUGAGCUCUCCAGGCUGAUUUCUGUGGUUCUGCUCUGGGCCAUUCAGAAUUCCCCGGAGAGAGCUUUAAGUUUUCAGAGGUUCUUAAGAAGAGAUUCAGCAGAUCAAAGAAGUAAAAACUACCCAAGCCUGGCUGUCUUUACCCCGCUAUUAUCAUCACCAAGUCUAACUGCCCACCUCCUCUGGCUUCCUCAGAGCCUCUGUGGUUUUCUGUGUUGUCUCUUUGAAGAGACUGACUCCCCAUAUGCAACUGCUGUUGCUGGGCAGCCCCUGCCGCGUGCCAGCUGUGCUAGGCAAGGGCCCUGGUCUCGCAGCAGAGGCCACGUGCCCCCAGGGCCCUCUGCUUGUCCUAUUGGGUAGUGAAGGGCUUGAUACUGGUGCCAGGCACAGAGACCCUCAGAGAACUGAGGCCAGAUAGUUUGCCCUGAGGGUCUUCUGGAGGGCUGUUUGUCUUUCUGUGGGGUAGGCACAUGGAUGUCUCACUUGGCAACAAUUGUGCCCUUUUACUUUCUUUCUUCUUCUUUUUUUAAAAUUUAUUUAUUUUUAUAUAGGUACACUGUAGCUGUCUUCAGACACACCAGAUUACAGAUGGUUAUGAGCCACCAUGUGGUUGCUAGGGUUUGAACUCAUGACCUCUGGAAGAGCAGUCAGUGCUCUUAACCAGUGAGCUAUCUCUCCAGCCCACCCUUUUACUUUCUUUGCUGUAGCACUUGGGGAAAUUUUGAAAAAUUAUAAAAGAAAUGUCCAAACGUUAGCAAGAAUAGAAGCGUGUGACCUUCUGCAGCAGUCUCCGUUCACAUCAUGUGUGUUACCUUCCAAGUUUUCCCUGGUGCACACCCCUACCCGUUCACUCUCUUCUUUUCUAGGAAAUAUGGACUACUUUGUUGUCUUUAAAUAAAUACAUAUUGUUUGCAUGUGUGUGUGUAAUAAGCUUGUGUCCUUUGGAAGAACAAUGCUCUUAACCUCUGAGUCUAUUCCCCAGCACCCCCUUUUAAAAUAUAAUAUUUAUUGUAAGAACUACCUUGAUGUAGCUCUUAAAAAUAUUUUUUUGAAUCUUAGUGUUGGUGGGAAUUAACUUUGUUCUAUAAAUCUUACUUUGUGUCUCUAUCAGUCAAAAUUAUAGCUGUUCUUUCCCAAGUUGUAUGUGUUUGUGUGACGUGUGUGAUGUGUGUGUGUGUGUGUGUGUGUGUGUGUGUGUGUGUGUGUGUGUGUGCAAGAAUGUGGAGAUCAGAGGUUGAUGUUUGAUGUCUUUCCCUCUUUUGUUCUCUACCUCUGUUGUGUUGUUUUGUUGUUGUUGUUGUUGUUGUUGUUGUUGUGGUUGCUUUGAGACAGGGUCUCUCACUCUGUGACCCUGAAUGACCUUGGAACUUGUUAGUAAGGGAGGUUGGCAUCAAAGAACUCCAUCUGCCUCAGGCUCCCAAGUGCUGGACUCGACAUCCUCUGCCACCACCCAGCUUCGCCUAUGCUGCUCGGCAGACUCCUGCUGCUGGGCUGGCUUUUUACAUGGAUGCCAGGGAUCCUGACUCAGGUCCUCAUACUUGAGUGGCAAGCGGGUUACUGACCGAGUCAUCUCUCUAGCCGUAUCAGGUCAUUUUUCAGUUCACUUACCAAACAGGUCUCUCAGACACCUCGCUCCUGGAACCCUUUCCCUGAGGUGACUUAAGCAGAGGUCUGUCCCCUCCUUAUAUGACACAGGUGAUGAACCAGAGCACAAACCCACCAGAUUCAACCUAGAGAGCCUAUGAGUUUAUAGAACAGACAUGCAAGACCCAAAAGUGGCCUCAGAAUUCAGAAAGCCUUACUCAGCAUGGACGACUUCCCCAAUUCGACCGAGGGAGUCCUCCCUUCAGUUAACCUUCUGCCUUCUGGCUACUUUAGGACCCACCAAGACUGCAAUGCCACGUGAGCUAGAGUUGAGUUACAUAUGGCUGUUUGGGAUAUUCAGGGGGAGCAGCCAGAGUCUCAGUGAGGGAAUAUCAGUGGUCAGCCAGUCUUGGUGUCUCUUGCAGAAGUCACAGUUACUAAGAUGAAGGUGACGGCUGUUCUGCUCAGAGGACUGUGCUUCAUAGACUUCAGACUGGAGUCUUUAGAGAGGCUGCUCUAGUUAGAGAAGAGAACAGGUACCGAGUCCUUCCACAGCCUCAGGGAUUUGAGCAACUAGGGAAACAAAGGAAUGAAAGAAAGACAAAUACACAGACAGACAGAAAAGCUGGGCUUGGCUGGGGAUUUAGCUCAGUGGUAGAGCGCUUACCUAGGAAGCGCAAGGCCCUGGGUUCGGUCCCCAGCUCCAAAAAAAAAAAAAAAGAAAAGCUGGGCUUGAGCAGGCGAGGCUCCCUGAUGGAAAAGCCUAGCUCUGUAGAUGCUCUGCCUACUUAAGAUAUACUUAUAUAUAAUAUAUUUAUGAUAUAGUUGAUUGAGGAGGUGGGGCUGUUAUGUACAGCUGAACAGGGAAGAACACUGCAGUGGCCAUUUUGUUGGACAACAGUUGGACACAUUGUCAACAUUUGCACUUGGACCGGGAGGGAAGGCUUUGCCAUUUUCCCAUGGGUCUGAGGUAUGGUCUUUCAUAUAGCCACCCACAUACACCUCCACUCAGGACUUGAAACACUCGGGGUUCCUGGGCUCCCCAUAACUGGGGAUAUUUGGAUAAGGAAACUUGCUGAUUCCACAGAGGGGGAUGUUUCAGCAGCAGCAUAUGGAGUUGUUGAGCUCAGACAGGGGUUUCUUAAUAGUUAAAACCACGGUGACAUGAUGUCUGUCUGCUUUUCUACCCUGGUGACUAAUCCUCAUCUGUGUUUUGCUGGGUUUGUUGAGCACAGGCCUGUGGUUGACCUUUUCCUACGUUCUCAGCAUUCUUAUAUCCCUGUGACUGACAAGGCAUCUUUUAUAGAGGCCUCUGUGCUCCCAAAUAUGUUAAAGAGUUUUGAAAGUGGAUCCACUAAAGUGAUUAUUUUGUGUUUGGUAAGGAAAACAUAGCCUAUUCAGGUACAGCCAGUUGAGAGACGCUUAGGUAGCUGGGUGUCAUCUUCAGCUUCAUGAAAAUAAAUGUCAUCUUUGUGGUAGCUGUGUGUCCAUGACAUUUAUGACACAACACAGCACAGCUUGUGAUGGUCACUUGACCCUUCACUUAUACUUGAGGAAUAUAGGAUCCCCUCCUGCCAUCAGGAAGCCUUGUCCACCUACAGAUCACACAGUUACCACUUGUUAUGCUUUAAACGUGUGUGUGUGUGUGUGUGUGUGUGUGUGUGUGCGCGCGUGUUUAUGGUUCUGGGGAUAGAACCUGGACUCUCAAGCGUGCUAGGCAGUUGCUCUUACACAGCUCUGCCCCAGUCCCAGACAGGUUCUUGCUAAACCUCAUUUGAGAGCAGCUCUAUUGUUCAGGGGAUUGUUUAGUUAGAAUUGCCAGGUAGAUGGAUGGUCCUCUGCUUUGGAACGAAGUUUUUAAUUAUAGGUUAUGCUGAGAGUUAGCGACUUGCGUCCCUGAUGAAUUGAAUGGCAAUAAUUAUAUUUAAGUAAUUAUACUAAUUUAAAUGUGGAGAAAUGGGUCCUUUAAUAACUGUGAUAUGGCAGAUUACCAUUAUGUACUGUUUUCUAAUUGUUAUUGCUGUUUAAUUGAUGGUGUGAGCUGUUAGAUUCCCCAGCGUCAGUCUAUGAGCACUGUGGCCAGCUAGGGGCGCCAGUAGCCAGCUGGCCCCUCAUUUUGAGUCCAUCAGCUUCAUUCUCAUAUUCUUGAUGGCUCCCAGUGUCCUCUGUUCCAGAUGCAUACUUUAAAGCUCUGGGAAGCAGAAUGUGGUGACAUAUACCUCUAGUUCCAGCACUAGAAAGGUCAAGGCAGGAGGAUCUCGAGUUUGAGGCCAGCCUGAGGUACAUAGUAAGACUGUGUUUCAAACAAAGAGGGCUUGGGUUGUGGCUUUGGCAGAACACUUGUCUGUCCUGUGUAAGGCCCUGGGUCCUCUUCACAGCACUAAACACUAGGAUACCUCUGUCACAGCAAGAGAGAACAAGGAUUUCCUCCCUUCCCUCCCAAGUUCUGAGUUUACUAGAAAACUAGAAUAAGGACUCAGACAAUGGCACUCAAACCAUCAGCCCUAAAAUUAACAACAAAAACAAACAAAACCCAUCAUCCUUUGAUUGUGGGGAAAGGAAAAGGCAUUCCAUCUAGUUUCAGGCAUCUGGAAAAUAAGUUACAAGUUUGUAAAUUUCUCCUUGCUUUUUUCUCAAGGUAUAAUCUUUGAGGCAGACACUUUGGCAUUAAACCCCUGACAGGCUGGCAGGGAGGCUCAGAGGGUAGAAGAGCUGGCUGCCGAGACCACAGAGUUCAGUCCUCAGAACCCAAGUGCUGGAGUGAGAGGAUGAUGUCCCUCAAGUUCUCUUCUGACCUGUGCCUGGGCACCAUGGCAUGUGCUUAGUCACACUCGGGUACACACACAUGCAUGCACACGCACACACAUGCACACGAGAACACAAGGCUCUUUAAUGUAAAAUAGAGUAAGUAGAAUGAAAUGGCUGAUAGCCACAGUGCACCUGUGCACUUGCUGUCUCCCGGCAUCCUGAUGUAGAGUGAAGUAGGCUCCUACAGCCGCUUCUGGAUGGACAUAGAGCAGUGAAGAAGCAAAAUGGCAGAGUUCAGCUGUUACCCCAUACACAAACGUCUUUAUGUGGCCUGAUAUAUUCACAUUUUUUGAUGUUUUUGUAGAUGUUUAAGUGGCUUGCCACCGAGUGCUAAAUUGCUCUAGAGCUACGUGCGAGGGCGUGGCUCUGCUGGGACAGUGCAUGGGGCAGUUGCUGUAGCUGAUGGCUGCGUUUCUGAUUUGCUUCAAAUCCUGGUGGGGAUAUUUUUGGAGCUAGAAGACUUUAGUUCCUCUGACUAUCUAUUGUUUGUUUUAAACAAGCAUUUAAACAGUGGCCUAAUAGAAUGUUGGAGAACUUUAUUAGUGGCCAUUUAAAUAAUGAUUUAGAGGUGUUUUAUUUAAUUUUUAUUCUUGAACAAGCCCUUAUUUUCUAACACAAUGGUUAGACCAAGCAAGGCUCUCACCUCUGUCAAACAUCUAUGGCCAGUGUCAAGGAGCUGUUGGCCUACUUGACCUCAGUGGAACGAACUGGAGCUCCAGGUCACAGGCACAGCUCCACUGGCCUAGAGGAUGGGUGGAGCGCAUCAUUUUGUAACACUGGUCUUGAGGUUUUACAAGGAAGGGGCUGUGUGAUUAGACUGUAGAAAGGGGAGGAAACAAGAAGGGGAUGUGUGCUGCUCCAGUCGGAAGCGGCCACAGCAGAGACCUUGCCUACCCGCCUACCCUGCUCUGAACUGCCAGAAAACGGAGUUCAUAAGUGAACUUAAAUCUUGCACGGUUUGACUUUUUUGCUUAAGGCUAAAAACUGUGUCAAAACUCCUAAUUGAAUUUUGUUUAGACAUGCAGAGAAAAAUAUGAAGCAAUUGAAUAAUCUCCCUCCUCUCCUUUUUUAUGUCCUGUGUUUUCUAGCUACUUAAAGUUCUGGAAAGAUCACUGAAGGAGCUAAAAGCUAUACUUUCAAAAUGCACUGCAAGUGGUUGCAGCAUAGGGCCUCAGUCUAGCUGCAGAGCAGAUUUCCUGACCAUAAGCGUCCCUGUAGCAACCGCCAUGCCGAAACAUCUAUGUGUUCAUUCCCUGGAGGGAAGGUCAGCACUCACGUACACCAAGCUAAUGGUACACGUACUGGGUGCCACCUAAGCCACAGGCGCUGUUCAGAGGACAUGAUCAGUGGAGAACAGUGCUCGUAGGUUGUUAAAUCAGAGAGCUUAGAGGAGAACUCAGAAAUCUGGCCCAGCACUGUUUCCUUUGUGUGGUCACAGUUGACAGACAGCUGAGAGAGGCUCUGGAGUCAACUUUGAAAGAUGGUAGGAUCCAGAAAAGCAGAAAACCCGAUCAGAGCACUAGACGCGUCGUUUAAGAUGGAGAACCACGUGCAGACGCUGAGUGCUCCCAGCAGCACCAGUCAGAAGAACCCAACAGUGCACGUAGCCUAGAUGCCCACCAGCAGGUCAGAGGGAAACAGAGGACGGCGUAGCAUCAUCUAGUGAGCAUUACUGGGCAGUUAAAAGGGGCUCUGGAGUAGCUGGGCCUUGAAGACGGUAUGACAACCGGGCAUAAAAGGCCACAUGAACACAGCAGGCCUGGCCAGACAGAAAGGGCAAUCGGUGGUUUCCAUAACUGGGGUAGUGGGAGUGUACAUGGGGCUUUCUUUUAGGGGAAUUUGGUGUUGGGAACCAAACCUGGGCCCUCUGUAAGAGCAACUGGUAUGUUAAGGACUGAACCUUCCCCCAGUCCCUCAGUUUUAAAUGUUACUCAAAGGAUGUUCAACACUGAUGCAAUUCUUAGGUUAAAGUCAGUUUCAAAACACUGUCAAAUCUUUGCAUAGGAAUGCCCACAGUAUUCAUUUCAGAAUUCCUCCUCCCCCUCAAAUAGAAGUGGCCAGAUCCACAGUCUCUGUUCUCUAAAGCCUUCCCUAGAGGUACUGACUGCAUCAGUUUGACAUUUCCUUGGUUUUCUUUGAACGCAUGGGGUUUGGCAUUUGUUUGUGUUCAUCUCUACCCAGCUGCAGUAUCUUCCGCCUGCUCCCCACCUCCAGGCAGGCAGUUCUUCUAGAUGAUUCCAUAGCCUGCCUUCUCAAGAAGGCAGCACUGACUGUGCUGGGACUUUUGUGUUUUGACUUCCCUUCUGACCUGUCCUGGAAGCACCAUGCCACCUUUACAGCUGAACCCCAUCUUUGUUGUUUUACAUAUCAGUGAUGUUCUCAGAACUCUUCUAGAAGUUCCUCAGUGAAGGCCGUGUGGGAGGUGUGCUCAAGUUUCUAUGUUAGGAAAUGCCUUCGUAAAUCUGCAGUGGUUUUGUAUUUAGUAAGAAUUCUUCUGUUUUGAAAGUGUGUGUGUGUGUGUGUGUGUGUGUGUGUGUGUGUGUGUGUGAGAGAGAGAGAGAGAGAGAGAGAGAGAGAGAGAGAGAGAAAGAGAGAGAGAAUAUAAUGUUCAGGAGGCUUUUUAUGCUGUGCUUUUGUUUGCCAACAUGUAAUAACAUACCACAAUUUAGAAACACCGCUGUACUUUUGAUGAACAUUGAGUUUCCAGUGUUGUGAAUGCCUUGUGACUGUUUACAUUCCUGUCUGUCAGUGUGUGUGUGACGCUACAUCCCAGCAGCGUUUGUGCCGACACAGGUCCCUUUGUCUCCAUACACACCAGUGCCAUCACCUGUUAAGAGUUUUUCUCUGGAGAGAGAUUCUGAGCUCCAUGUCCCAGGCCAGCACCAUGAUAUCCCAAACCCCUAAAUCACUGAGGAAUGUCUGGGUGAUGGUUUGCAGUAGCACUGAGCCCGAGUUCACUGAGGGAAUUGACUCUUUAGUGUGCCGAGACCUUCUGUGUGUGGGUUCAGCUCUCAGCUUCUUUACAAAGUCUUUCAAUAAAGUUUUAGAUUUUUUCCUUGUAAAAGUUUUUCCCAAUGUGGUAAGUUCAGUUCUGGGCACUUGAGUUGGCAAGUGUGUGGACUUACAGUGAGCAGCCUUGUAAGCUCUGUAGUGAGCCCAACCCCUCAUCUCUAGAUUCUUCCCCUGUGUAGACGGGUCCCAGGCCUCAUGCUGGGUUUCCUGCCCUGUGUAAUUGGCUGCUACGUGAGAACUUAAUCCUUUCAGGGAUUUCUGCUAGAGGAAAAUUAGGGUAGAAAAUUAAGUCAUUGGUGGUGUGCAGCCUCCAUUUUCUCCAAUUUUUUUUAAAAGAAAGAUGUAUGUAUGUAUGUAUGUAUGUAUGUAUGUAUGUAUAUGGGUAUUUUGCCUGCAUAUGCAUUGCACAAGGGCAUUGAAUCCCAUGGGACUACAGUGGGUACUGGGAUUUGAACUCAGGACCUCAGAAGAACAUCCAGUACUCUUAACCACAGAGGCAUCUCUCUAGCCCCCAUUUUCUCUAGUCUUAAAGAGAAAGUUUGUAUCAAUGUCCUACAAUAAUAUAUAUAUUAUCAUAUAUAAUACAUAUAUAUUCUAUUUCAAUAAUAGACAGACAUUCAGCUUUUUAAGUACUUUUGCACCUGUACAUAUAUGAUAUCUCAGCAAAAUCCAACUAAAUCGAUGAGGUAGCCUGGUGUGCCCCAUCUUGCAUGACAGAUAUUAAGCACUUGAAGUAUAUAACAUGCAUAUGUGAAACACCGUACUAAUUUCUAUGUUGGUUGCAUGUUAAGUGCUGUCUCAGCUGUAAUUGAUUAACUAAAGAAUGGUCUUAGAAUCAGUGCAGCCUAUCAUCUGCUUUCCCUUCUUCCCCUUCCCUCCUCUUCCUUUUCUGGCUUCACAAUCCUCUCUUUAUCAAAUGCAGGACCCUCCUACCUUAGCUGGAAUUACAGGCAUGGACCAUAUACCUGGCUGUGAAGUAUAAAAAUGUAUUUUCUAGAUGAGAAAAUUCUCAUAUGGAGAGGGCAGGUGACUUCUGUACAGCCCAGGCCCAGGCAGCUGACUCCUGGGAUUUUCUGAUCUGGUGACAUUUCUGCAGAUGUUGAUGACAGUUAACUAUCCAUUCAGAAAGAAAUUUAGAUCCAUUUGUCGUUUUGUACCUUGAUCAACUGCAGAUGAGUUUAGCUUAAAGAUAGAUAGAUAGCUAGAUAGCUAGAUAGCUAGAUAGCUAGAUAGCUAGAUAGCUAGAUAGCUAGAUAGCUAGAUAGCUAGAUAGAUAGCUAGAUAGCUAGAUAGCUAGAUAGCUAGAUAGCUAGAUAGAUAGAUAGAUAGAUAGAUAGAUAGAUAGAUAGAUAGAUAGAUAGGCAGGCAGGCAGAUGUAAAUUUGGUGAUAAUUUUAGUUUUAUUGGGAACACUACCUCUUGAAUCACUGUCCUCUAAACCCAGAAGUCAUAAAGAAUAUUUUGACAGACUAGAUUAUAGAUAAGUGAACUUUUGUGGAGCAGAGUCCUUACGUAGAAAGUUGGAGGGCAGUGGAGUUGGAGGUGUGUAUAGAGGGCAGUGGAGUUGGAGGUGUGUAUAGAGGGCAGUGGAGUUGGAGGUGUGUAUAGAGAGCAGUGGAGUUGGAGGUGUGUAUAGAGGGCAGUGGAGUUGGAGGUGUGUAUAGAGGGCAGUGGAGUUGGAGGUGUGUUAGAGGGCAAUGGAGUUGGAGGUGUGUAUAGAGGGCAAUGGAGUUGGAGGUGUGUAUAGAGUGUACAGACACAGAGGACCCUAUCCGAGCUACAUAUAGAGCAUCUACAACCAGCAACAAAGCCUCAGCCAGGAGAGCAUGGUGCUUGUGCGCGUGGCAUUCCAGCAUAGGCAGCUGGGCUCACUCGGUGGGAAGGAGUGAGAGUGGCAUGUGAGUGGCUUCGCAGUUACAGUUGUUCAUUCAACGCAGUCAAGAACCCUGAUCUUGGUUUCCAAACACCAUCUACAUCCAGAAGAUUCCACAGUCCUUGACAAGGUAGUCGAUGGCAUGGCUUGGCGUGACAAAUGACGAAAUGAGCCAGUCUGGAAGAUCGUGUGAUGGCAGAAAGAUGUCCAGAAACGACAGCCACCUGGAGGACAUUGGCAGUGAAAUCGCCACUCAGAAGUUGCUGAGGAGUGUCAGCAACUAGUAAGAGACUGGCCUAGGAGGUUGGGGUGGGGACAAGGAUGACCUCACAGAAGCCCAGCUUACUCCCCUUUACCCAGGGACCGCCGUGGGCUGAAAGUGACAGAGAGGUUUGACAGCUAAGUGCAGUGGAAGCCUCUUGUGAUGGUGUGCACCUGUAGUCCUAGCUCAUGGGUGGUGGAGGAGGGAGUUCAAGGUCAUCCUCCCUUACAUAGUGAGGUGAGGCUCAUCUGGGUUACAGAGACCCUGUCUUAACAAAGAAAGACAAGUAAUAAUACUUACAUUUUUAGAAAUGAAAUCAGGUGAGGUCUUCUGAGGUUUGGACAGAAAGGGCAUUUCUGUGGAAGGUGCGCUGUCUGAGUAAGCUCAUGCGUUCACAGUUUCUGGCAACAGUGACAUAAGAGAUGACCACAGGGGAAGUAGGGUGAUGGGUUCAGGGAAACGUCAUAGCCUCUUCUGCUCAUUCAAAAAAUUUCAGAUAACAGUGAAGAGCUGAUUCAGUUAACUGGAACUCAGCUCUGAAUCUCUACCUCAGAAUUCCCACAGGCACAGGCAGGAUGGUGGAGAAGGCAGGAUGGUGGAGAAGGCAGGAUGGUGGAGAAGGCAGGAUGGUGGAGAAUGCUCUCUGUUCAGACUGUCCUGUGGAGCACACCGAUGGGUAGAACCUGAGGUGCAGCCUCAUGCUGUGACAUCUCACAGAAAGUGCUGUUGUUAGUCUGCUGCAUACCACCUUCCCCACAGGACAGCCACGUGGAUGUUUGUUGAGUUCAGAGAAAAUGGUGUAGGACCAUUCUCAAGGAUGGAUGGAGGCUUCCUGUUGGGCUGUGAGUGGCUGGGAUGUUACUUGUGUGUUUUCUGUACUGGGCAUGCCCUGGGACCACAGUAGCACAGCCAUCUUGUAGUCCUUAUGCAGUUAGACUAGGAGGAAGGAAGUGCAGGAAGCCGUGCCAUCAGUGACGUUUUUAAAGACCGCACUGUGUUAUAAAAUGACUCAGGCUGUGUAUUCAACAUCUGCCUUGUCUAAUAGCAGGCUUUUUGACUGGCAUUUAGUCUCUCAGAAAACUCCUUGUUGUCUGUGAAGGGUUUUUUGUUUUGCUUUGUUGUUGUUUUGUUUUGAGACAGGGUUUCUCUGUGUAGUCCUGGCUGUCCUGGACUUGCUUUAUAGACCAGCUGGCCUCAACUCACAGAGAUACACCUCCCAAGUACUGAAAUUAAAGGCCACCACUGCUGGCCUGUGAAGUUUUGGUAGCAAGAAGCUACCAUUUAGGAGUUUUAGAGUUUAGGGAAACUGUCCCUCUGUGGUACCAUAGGAUGACGUACAAGAGAGAUGGUGGGAGGGGUGAGGUGCAGGGGAGAACAAGUGGGGGGCACUCAAAGAAGGGCCAGGGCAGGUGGCUGUCACCUCCCUUCACCCCUAAGCAUACUUCAUCUUGAGUUAGAGAUGAUGAUGGUGGUGGUGGUGGUAGUGGUGGUGGUGGUGGUGGUGGUGGUGGUGGUGACAGUGAGGUGACUGGACAAUGCCUAUUCUGCCUCAGUCAAAUAGUUCAGGGAGAUCAAAUAGUCCUGCAGUAGUGUCUCUGUAUUUUGAACUGAUCCGUGCAUUUAAAACUCACCUGGUGGAUUCUCAGACUGCAGCCUCUGGUCUCUUAGCUAGUGUAACAGAACUUGCCAGCCCACCAGAAAGUGUCCUGAUAGGACUCCCUAUCCUGCCUCUGAGUUUGCCUUUUCUCCAUCCCUGCUUGUUAUAGCCCACUCUCUGGAGUAGAUUCCUUGCCUGAGAAGAGAAUGAGGUGUUUUCAAAGAACAGAGUGACAAGGAGAGUUAGAGUGGAGGGUUGGGGGCCAGGCAUGCUGGGUCUUGAGGGGACUCCUGUUCUGCACAGCACUGUCUGAAACUGUCCUCCCUCUCAGAUGGGGCUUCCUCACCACAAAGGUUAUAUCCUUUGAGACGGUGACUUCUGUGCAGCAUUUAUUAUUUCUAGGUCACCUCCAAAGUAAAUGCCAGAUGAUGCUACCAAGUUCCUGGUUUUCUCAAAAGGUAUUUUUUCUUUCCUUCUCCAGUUGCUUGCUCGCUCUACUAUUCCCACGGGGGAGUUUUUCUUUGUAUUCUUCCUCUGAGCUUGGAGCUCUUCAGUCUCAAAGCCCUGUUCAUGCUGUUUUGUGGUCAACUGUUCCAGUGCUGCCACCCGUGUCCUUGAGUAAACCUCACACUUAACACUUGGGGACAAAGUGCCAGACUGAAUGGCUUGUGAAGGUUUGGCAGAUCAGUGCAGAGCGCUCAGUGCUCACUUGACUGUGGUUACCCUGGGGACAGUGGGAGGCUGGCAUCACAGGUGGUAUAAGCCUGUGCCAGCGCUGGAAGGCAGAGGCAGCAGUAACUUCGGGGCUGUCCUGGUCUACAUAAUGAGUGUGAGAUAAGCCAAGGCUCCAAAGUGAGAUCCAGUCUCAAAGCCUCAGUGGGGAAGAAAAACCCUAAGGGUGAGUGAAGCUGAAAGUUGCCACACAGUCACAAACUCUGUUUCCUACAUUAGUGUUGUACCAAGCACAUCCACGAAAGGGAGCUGAACAGCCAUAGCGAGCAACAGUUUAUUCAUUCAGCCAGCAGAGGGCAGCAUAGACCCAGUCUCCAGAUACAAGAGGUUUUUCUUUUUCAGUUUCUUUUUUAAGUUUUUAAUUAAUUAAUUAAUUAAAGUAAAUUUUUGUUAAAUAUAUUUAAAGGGUAUUUAAAGAUACUACAGUAGCCACAUUGAAGUGCGGUGUGAGGGUUAAUUCAGCAUCAGCUUUAUCAUUCUUCCCUGUGGAUCUUACAGUGUUCUCUGCCAUGGAGGAAGUGUCUCCCUGGCAUCAGAAACUUGCCGGUGAAGGCUGCAAGACGUAUCUUCCAACAUUUCUGGGCUGUGCUCAACUGGGGCCUUAAGUCAUUGCCUCCAGAGAGUCACUUUAGCUGAGUCUUCCCGAUACUCCGGACACCACUGUGUGCUAAGAGAACUGUGGGGCUUCUCUGAAAGCAUUGUGGCAGUGCUGUCUGUCCUUGUUACAGACAGGGAACCUGCACACAGUGCUCACUCCGGGGCACUCGAUGGCACCAGUAAUAGAUUUUCUUCACAAAGGAAGAAGAUCAAUCUUCGUUGGUUUUACAACAUUAUACCUUUUCUGUGUCUUAUUUUUCCUUGCAAAUGUCAGUUGCCCUUCUUAGAAAAAAAUAAAACAAAAAAAAGAGAUGUUCGUGGUGACUCAUCCUUGUAAUCCUAGCACUUAGGAGUUGAGCUUCCUCAGUUGCAAGUUCAAAGCCAGCCUAGACAAGUGAGGACCUGAAGAAGGGGGAGGGGCAGGCAGCAAAGGCAUGCAUUAGGUCUGUGUUUGUUUUGACACCUUGUUUUUUUUUUUUUUUUUUGGUUCUUUUUUUUCCCGGAGCUGGGGACGUUUUGACACCUUGUUAAUGUUGACGCUUCAUUUUGAUAAUAAAAGUGUUAUAAUUCUACCUCAUACAUGCUUAUUCUGGCCAGCCAUGAGAACCCCAUGGGUGUCCAGGUACCAGAAAGGCUUAUCAGGGAAUGGGAGCAGGCUUUUGGCUCUCAGCAAUAUCACCUCAUUUUUCCUGGAGUCUUCUUCUCUGGAAAGCACCUUUGAACACAGUGCUUGGUACACUUGACCCUGUUGGUACUGUUUUAUACUGUGGUAGAAUUUAAAUAUUAAUCAGUGACAGACAUAAGACAGGAAAAAGUGGCCCUUCAUGUCACUGUGCUAUUCUGUAGGCAAUAUUUAUUUUUAUUUUUGGUAGCCCUUAAUGGCUGAACCAUCUCUCCGACCCAUUUUUUUUCAUGUUUAAAUGCUAAGUCGUGGUUUCAUCAACAAUGUCUGUGUAAUUUUGCUUGGUGGAAGCACGUGAGAAGCUAUGCUGCAGUCUGAAGGGAGCACGUGGGAAGCUACGCUGCAGUCUGAAGGGAGCACGUGGGAAGCUACGCUGCAGUCUGAAGGGAGCACGUGGGAAGCUACGCUGCAGUCUGAAGGGAGCACGUGGGAAGGGAGCACGUGGGAAGGGAGCACGUGGGAAGCUACGCUGCAGUCUGAACCGGGCAGGCAGUGCUCUAGAGUUGGAGAGUAAGCCUGACUGAGGCACAGAAUAUCAGAAACAUUCACACCAUCAGUGUCACAGCAAGUCAGCCAUCUUUGUAUAGUCUCACCCUAUCCAUUGCAGGUGGGCGGGAGUAAGGAUUAGAUCUGUUUCCGUGUCUCAAUUAUUUGGAACUAUGAAAUACCUUGAAUCUAGACGCCUGCAUCAGUAUUCGGGGUGUGGCCAGGAGAGCAGCUCACUCAGAAGGCCUGACAGCUAAGCAGUGAGCUGUGCUGGGAUCACAGGGAGGAGUGCAGCCUUGUGCUUCUGCCGUGGGAACAGGACAGGUGUGCCAACUUGCCCUACAUGUCUUCCAGAACAUCAUGUUGUACACCUUAAAUAUGCAUAAUAAAACUUAUUUUAAAAACAAACUCGAGUAGGAACGCCAUGACACAUGAUUUGAAUAUGCGUAGCUUUCAAAUGAUCUCUCUCCCUUGGCCGGUUUCACACUCGCUUGUAGGGCCUCCCUCAGCUCCUGUGAGGCUCCACAGCGUCUGAAGCCCUGCUCUAAGCCUUGGCUGCUUUUGUUAUCUCAAGUGUACACGGGAACUCCCUAACAGUUCCCAUCAGGUAAAUGCGUAGGGGCCUUUCUAGGAGGCUCCAUUUGGCACGGGCUGGAGAUGUGCCUAGUACAUGAGGUGCUUACGCAUCCCAGUGCUCUGGAUAGUUCCUGUUUACCCUAGCUGGAUGCUGUAACUAGGGGUUUGGUUGUUUGGUUGGUUGGUUUGUGGCUUUUGAGACAGUGUCUCAGUAUGCAGCCUUAACUCCUCAGAACUCACUGUAUAGACUGGGCUGGCCUUGAACUCAUAGAGAUCCACUGGACUCUGCCUCCUGAGUGCUGGGGUUGAAAAUGUGUGCUACCACAGUCAGCUAGGAUGUUGGGACUCUUAGUAUUGCCAGCUUUCAAGCUUUCAGUCCCAGUUUGUAAGAUAAAGCUAGAUGACUGCUCUUUCACUGGUCUACCUCCUGUUUCUGUAGAGUCCUGAUAAGUUUCUUAGCCUGGCCUUGAAUAUACUUUGUAGCACUGGAAUUAGGCCUGAAUUUGUAGUCCUCUGCCUAAGCCUUUUAAGUAGUUAUUAUUACAGGUCUGCACCAGGACCCUGAAUGUUGUCAUUUAGACUUUGAGAUGGAUGGUCUUGCUGUGUAGUUCAGGUGGGCCACUAGCUUGUGAUCUGUCCCCUGCCCCGGAUCCUGAGUGUCGGGAUUACAGGGUACACCACAUGCCUUGCCUAGUAGGGAUGAUAAUCAUGUAGUUACUUUCCUCCGAGUCAAACAUGGUGCUUGGGACUUAAGAUAGGCUUCUAUAUUCCCCUUUUAGUUGACAGAGUUAAUGCUGCACCAGCUUUAAGGAGCAGAAAUCAAGCAGGGGGAAUCAUGACAUGGCCAGGGGUUUCUGCUGCAUUACAGUUUGUGGGGCAGCUUUUCUGCUCUGCUCAGACUCACAGAAGCUAGGACUCAGGCCUAUUGCCGUAAUAUCUCAUGAUAGUUCAAGUAGCGUUAGUAGUGCUGUAUGAGCUAUUUUGAUUCACUCUGUCUGUCUGUCUAUCUACCUGUUGUAUAUGAGCAUGUUGUUGCUGACAUACCAGAAAAAGGCAUCAAAUUCAAUUACAGAUGGUUGUGAGCCUUCAUGUAGAUGUUGGGAAUUGAACUCAUGACUUUUGGCAGAAUAGCCAGUGCUUUUAGCCAGUGAGCCACCUCUUUAGCCCUUGAUCCACUUUUUGAGAAUUAUACUAAGAAUGGACCAUUGAAUAGUGCCUCUCAGAAGAUGGAGUUUCAUAUUUUUACCUUCUCAGGCCUUGACUCUUCAUGCCGCACAUGGAGUCCAUCAGUAGGCCCUGGCACUACCUUAGACAUAAAUGGAGCAGGGAGUUGAGCCUUUUUAUUGCUUAGCUGCCCAUCUCUCAUAGCAGCUUCUCGGGUCAUACAGCUUCUGCUGUGGCUGCCCGCAAUCUACACUCUCACCAGCGCCCCAGGUGAAGUGUCACAAAGGAAGUCAGAUGUCUCUGAUCUGUCCAGAACGUGGCAGUGGCCAUUCAUCUCACCCAGAAAGAAACUGUUGUCCUUGAAACAGCCCAAGGCCCCCCACAGCCCCCCAAAGGCCUCUGCCCUUCAACCUCAAACCUCCUUACAAUCCUUCCAGCUCCCCAAUGGACUCCACAGGCUCCAGAGCCCCAGAGCACAUGUCCAGGAGUGGCCCACUCUCUUCAUCAUCCUCACAGGGGAAACACUGUGUGUCCAUUUAGUCCUUGAUGUCUCUGCAGCCCACACCCACUGUGCUCAGGGACCCUUAUUGGGGGAAACAGUAGAGAGGAACGAUUAUAGAUUUGAUUGGUUCUUAAAACGAUGUGUAAAACUGAAGGUAGAAUUGGAGUUAAGAACAAGCUAUAGGUCGCAGUAUGUGCUCUGAAUAGUCUGUUCAGUCCUACAAACCAGUAGGGAAAAAAACCCACAAGGUGUGGACAGCGGCUCAUAGAUCAGAAGUGUUCUCACGCUUCGGGGAAAGCCAGCCUUGAUGCCAGUGAGGCCAAUACAGAGAUCAGCACUGGGAAUGCCCCCACCCAUCAGUGCAGUUCAGUGCGGGCCUGUCUGGACAGAUCAAACUCUAGGAAUCUAGACACGUGCUGUCCCAUUGCCAGGAGACAGGAAACAGAAGUGACCUGUCCUUCCCAAGUCAGGAUCAUCUGGGAAUCAGAUCUGAUGCCAGAGGUCGAAAUAGGGGUUAGGAACCAUUAAAUGGGUUUUGGAUGGAGCCGAAUGCAGUGAUAGUGGAUUCUUCGAGGGCAGAGCUUGAAGAGUACCUCACCCCAGAGAGGGUUUCAGGACUAGACAAGGAAGGCCACAUCAGCAAGGCACAGAGAGAAGACAGUGAAAGCCACCAGAACUGCUUAGAUUUAACCGUCAACUCCACACAACCUGGAAUCACCCGGGAGGGGAGUGACUUGAGAACUGAGGCUCACCUAGAUGGGGCUGGCCUCUGGGCAUGUCUGUGGGGAUUCCUUGGUUGGCUAUUAAUUGAUAUAAGAGUUCAUAGACCACUGUGGGCUUACCAUUUCUUGGGCUGGGCCCUAAAGCUAACUAAGACAAAAUAAGUAAGCAGCUCAUUUCCCUCAGUUUUUGGCUAUGGAUAUGAUGUGAUUUACUGCUUAAAUUUCCUGCCUUGGCUUCUCUGAAGUGAGGGACUGUGUCCUGGAAUUUUAAGCCAAAUAAACCCGUUCUCCCUAGAGUGGUGUUAACUAAGGGCAUUUGUCACGUUAACAGAAAUGAAACUAGGACACCACCCAGUGAUGUCAUGGUAGUACUUGUGUUGUUACAGACAGCUUCCUAAGGAGCCUCACAGUCCACUCCAGAAACUCAGGGGAAGCUUUUCUGGAUCAAGGACCUCAACUUGUAAGUGAGUCCUAUGGGGAGAACUAGAGCCAUGUCCAGAGCACGUGCACAGGGCACUGAGAUUGGGCCCUGCUUAAAAGUUACAGGCUGUGAGUAGCGAAAGCACAUGGCACCCUUUGUAGUCCUGGGAAAAAUUAGGGCUAGGGGGUGGCUCACUUGGUAAAGUAUCAUAUAUACAUGACACCCCGAAUCCCAUCCCCAUAUAAACAUGACACCCCAAGUCCCAUCCCCAUUCCCCUGUAAAAUCAUUGCUGGGGGUGAGGGGGUGGAGACAGGAGGGUCCAGGGCUUUCUGGCCAGCAAGUCUAGCAGAAUCAAUGAGCUCCAAUGAGGAUUCAUUGAUAAGCCCACUCCUAAAAAUCAGGUGAAGAACUGGGCAUGGUGGCACACACCUUUAGUCCCAGCAAUUGGGAGGCAGAGGCAGGGGGAUUUCUGUGAGUUUGUGGCCAGCCUCAUCUACAUAGUGAGUUCCAAGACAACCAGGAUUAUGUAGAGAGACCCUGUCUCCAAAAGAAAAAAGAAAGAAGGGAGGGAGGGAGAGAUGGAAAGGAACGAAAGAAAGAGAAAGCAACAGAGGAGUUACUUGAUGCACACACCUGUGAACACACACUUGCACACACAAAGUAAAAAUGAGGUGUUUAUAAACAGCGUGCAAAAACAGUUACUAACUCUGUAGUGUGUACAUAUAUAUGUGUGGCAUGAAGGGCACAUCUAAUAUAAUGUGUGUUGCAUGUAGAAGAAGCCAGACCAACCCUCGGUGGUUGUCACUGGGCAGGACCAGAUUGCCUGCCUCUGUUCUCUACUUUCAUCUGGGAUGUGUCUCGUGAACAUCAUCAAAACCACACAGAGAAGAACAUCGUGGUGUGCUGCAUCGAAAACCAGGAACGGGGUGCUACCCAGUGGACUUCAUCAGAAAGAAUAACGGGGGGCUGAUGUCCCCCAGAAUCCUUGAGUAAGGUGGAGCAACCUGGCUCAGUGUUCAGGGUGGCAGAGGGAGGACCGGUUGGUAAACUCAGGCAAGAGACCACUUUGGGCUUGUCUUCCUUGGGAGCAAUUUACUCUAGUUCUAGAUUAGUGUUGCUUGAAACAAUGCAGGCUUGGGAAUAGUGUGGAUCAAACAGCAGUGCUCUCUUCACAGAUAGGAACAACAAGUUCCCACAAAGUCCCUAAUGACCGCUGUAACCCUGAGCAGAUGAGCACUGCUGGAGGGAGGGAGGCACCCACACACUACAGGGCAGCAGCAGCCCACACAGCAUGAUGUUGUCACAUAGGUUGCAAAGCACAAGUGGGAACCUAGAAGUUGCAUAUCUGCAGUCUACCAACUUAACAAAAACACCAACGUUGGUGCCAGAAAACCUGGGUGUCCACAUAUUAAAGAAUUUAACCUGACCCUCAUAAACAAUCAACUCUAGAUGAUCAAAGACCUGAAUUAGAAUAAAAAGCACAAACCAACAGAACAUGUAGGGCAGCACUGUAAGAUGUUGUAGAUAACAGUACUGUGCCUAAGAGCCCCAAACAGAGGCAAAACCAGACCAGUGCAGUUUUAUCAAACUAAAAAGCUUUGGAGAAAAAUAGGUAAGCUGUGUAGAGUAUGAUAUCCAAUAUACAAGGAACCACAUAGAAAAAACCUAAUUAAAAAACAAGUCAGUGGCUGGGCAUGAUAGUGCAUGUCUGCACCCUAGCACUUGGGAGGGGGGGCAGGAAGAUGAGGAGUGAGAUCACCUUCAGCUACAGUAGGGAGUUUGAGGCCAGCCCAGACCACCUGAGGCUGCUAAAACAAACAGAUGUAGAGACAACAGAAGAACAAAGAGCAGGAGAUUGAAACAGAGCUUUCUUGAAAGAAGCAACACAGAUAGCCACAGACGCACUGGGCAUGGUGACAUAGGCCUGUAUGCAAUUCCGCCACUUCACAAGCUUAGGUAGGGGCAUCGUGAGUUCAAGGCCAGGCUCUGUUUCAAGCAAGGAAGCAAGCAAACAAAUAAACAAAAAACCCACAGCGCUUAGCAAUACAAAUGACCAAAAUAUUUUUAAAAUGCUCUAUAUCAUUUCAAUCAUCCGGAAUGAUGCCAGCAAAAAGCCCCGAGGACAGAGGUCGUGGUGCAGCAAACACUGUGCUGGCUCCUUAAAGAUCAAGAUGGCCCUGCAUGCUGAGUGCUUUACCUGUGGAGCCAUCUAGCUGGGCUGAUUUUUAUUACUUACUUCUUAGGUUUUUCAAGACAGUGUCUCUGUGUGGCCCUGGCUGUUCUGGAACUUCCUCUGUAGAGCAGGCUGGCCUCAAACUCAGAGAUCUAACUGCCUCUGCUUCCCAAGUGUUGGCAUGCACCAUCACACUUGGCUUCCUGGUUUUUUUAUUAUUACUAUUAUUUACGUUUGUGUGUUUAUUGUAGUGAAGUGAGGGGUUUGUGCGUGUCAUGGGAGUGUGAUGGUCAGAAGACAACUUGUGGAAGUUGGUUGUCUCCUCCUACCUUUACAUGCACUCUGGGGGGUCAAACUCUACCCACUGAACCUCCUUGCCAGUCCACAAUUUAUGAUGAGAAGACUCAUUGAAGGAAAAGGAAAUACGCUACUCACCCUAAUUUUGGAGCUAAACACUGUGUACAUGGAAUUAUUAGACCCUCAUAAGUGUGCAGUUGUUACACGUGUGUUAAAACUACAGAAGUCAGAAAGGGGUGAAGCAGGCCUCUGUGGACUUGGAGCAUGGCCAUGACUGUCUCAUCCCAGGCCUUGUGCUUGUGGCUGGGGUUUGAUAGCACGCUGUGGUGGUCACUGUCUUGUUGUCUGCGGACGACUGUGUGCAGCUUUCUAACUUCCCGGGAGCUGACCCGGGAAGAUGAAGCAGCUGCCGCAUCCUUGCUUGGGUGAGUGAAGACGGGGAGGGCCCACUGCUGAGCUGGCAAGAUGACUCAGUGCUGUUUAACAUGCUAGACGGUGCCUGAGCUUGAACUGGGAACUGGGUGGUGACAGGCUGCAGUGGGCUAAUUGGUCCCUGUGCCACUAGCUCUUCCUCUGGUAGUCCUGAAGCAGUUCUGAGCUGUCCUAGUGGCUGGACUGUUUCCCUGUAGGUGUUUCCAGCUCCACCCAACCACAGCCCAGGAAACAGCUCUAGACACUUUGCUGAGUGAAUUAGGAGUUCUCCUUCGUGGUCAAGCUCAGCAAGCCUGUCCUGUCCUGAGAAGUCAAACAAUGGUUCUUAAAGAAGGAGAGGGGGAGGACGUCCCCAGUGACCUGACUGCAGAGGAGCGUCAAGAACUGGAGAACAUCCGGCGGAGGAAGCAGGAGCUGCUGGCUGACAUCCAGAGGCUGAAGGAAGAGAUAGCAGAGGUUGCUAAUGAAAUUGAAAGCCUGGGAUCCACAGAGGAACGGAAAAACAUGCAGAGGAACAAACAGGUAGCCAUGGGCAGAAAGAAAUUCAACAUGGAUCCUAAGAAGGGGAUCCAGUUCUUAAUCGAGAAUGGCCUGCUGAAAAACACUUGUGAGGACAUUGCCCAGUUCCUGUAUAAAGGGGAAGGGCUCAACAAAACAGCCAUCGGUGACUACCUUGGGGAGAGAGAUGAGUUCAGCAUCCAGGUCUUGCAUGCAUUUGUGGAGCUGCACGAGUUCACCGACCUGAACCUCGUCCAGGCCUUGCGGCAGUUCCUGUGGAGCUUCCGGCUCCCUGGAGAGGCCCAGAAGAUUGACCGGAUGAUGGAGGCCUUUGCGCAGCGGUACUGUCAGUGCAAUACUGGGGUGUUCCAGUCUACAGACACUUGCUAUGUCCUGUCCUUUGCAAUCAUCAUGCUGAACACCAGCCUACACAACCCCAACGUCAAAGACAAGCCUACGGUGGAGAGGUUCAUCGCCAUGAACCGAGGCAUCAAUGACGGAGGAGACCUGCCCGAGGAGCUGCUGCGGAAUCUCUAUGAGAGCAUCAAAAACGAACCCUUUAAAAUCCCAGAAGAUGACGGCAAUGAUCUCACUCACACUUUCUUCAAUCCAGACCGAGAGGGCUGGCUACUAAAGCUCGGUGGCAGGGUAAAGACUUGGAAGAGGCGCUGGUUCAUUCUGACUGACAACUGCCUUUACUACUUUGAAUACACCACGGACAAAGAGCCCCGCGGGAUCAUCCCCCUGGAGAACCUGAGUAUCCGAGAGGUGGAAGACUCCAAGAAGCCGAACUGCUUUGAGCUUUAUAUCCCUGACAAUAAAGACCAGGUGAUUAAGGCCUGCAAGACAGAGGCUGACGGACGAGUGGUGGAAGGGAACCACACUGUGUACCGCAUCUCGGCCCCCACUCCUGAGGAGAAGGAAGACUGGAUCAAGUGCAUCAAAGCCGCCAUCAGCAGAGACCCGUUCUACGAGAUGCUUGCAGCACGGAAAAAGAAGGUCUCCUCCACAAAGAGGCACUGAGGGUGCACCAGGGCACGGCCAGCCCGUGAAGCUGUGGCCCCUUCUCCUGCCUCCCCUGAGGGCGCUGUGGAGCCCAGCAGAGGAGAGCAGAGGGCUUCUCUGCCAGUUCCUGCCCACUCCGCUCCUAGAGACUUGCUUCAGCUUUUGCAGUUUUCUAAGUGGGAGACGGGUGGGUGGGCGGAGAGGGCUCAGCUGGAGACGCUGCCCCACUCAUGGGCUCUGGAGCUGCUCAGAACCAGCGCUGCUUCACCGCCUCAGCUCAGCAGGACUGAGGGCACCGCAGGGAGCUGGCUCUUUACCUCUAAGUGUUCCUGGCCCAGGGCCUUCACCUCUGCUCCAUGAAUGCCUGUGAGGAUGUACUCUUAUGUACUGAGGAGAGAGGAGGAAAGGAAGAGAAGCCACACACUAUAAAGAUUUAUUUUUGUUUUUUAAAGCAAAAGUGAACGUAGCACUGUUCUCUGCCCUCCUGUGCCCUGCUUAGGGAGCGUCCCCUAAAAAGGGGGCUCUGGGGCUGCGGGCACCCCAGGGGCUGCUGCCUCAUGACUGUGUGGGCAAGAGGGGCAGAAGCAGGAUUGCUGGCAGGGCCCAGCAGACACGGGGAGGCCUCAGGGCCCCAGCAGGGCAGCAGGCAGGCAGUAUGGGCAGCUCCCACUCAGUGCCUGUGGGACAGGGUGAAGGUGGUUAGCGCCUUGCCCGGCCCUCAGUACCCAGGCCCACUGCUCUUUAAAAUGGAAAGUCUUCAUUUUCCUAAUAACCAAAACUGUGAGGAGCUCACCCAUGGUGCUGGGUGGCGACUGUUUCAUAGCUGGUUUUUCUUUCUCCUCCCCAAGAGCUCCACUCCUCGUUCUAGAGGAAGGAGCAGGUCUUACCUGAUCCCCUUGGGGCUUCAGCCUUUUCUGCCUCAAAAGCUGCCCCAACUGGACUAUUCUGGUGCACUCUGUGGUAGCCUCCAGGAGCAGGGGCCUUGCUCAGUAGGUUGCAGUGCAGUCAGGCAAGGGUAAGGUGGCCUUUUUGUCCCCUGCCCUCUAUGGCAUGGCAUACCACAGCACACACAUGAGUGAACCCUGGCCUCCUAACUCAGUGUGAAGGGAGCCAUGAAACGCAGCAUCUCCUGCCGUUCUCUCAGGGACUCUCAAGGGCAGCUCCUGUUCCUUGGCCAGGGCUAGCAUGCCAGUCUAGGCAGAGCAGGUGGCAGGUGAUGUCUUGGCACACUCCUCCACAUGGCCAAGGCCUUGGUGGCAGAAUGCUGCCUCCAGGCAGGUGGAGGAGCCAUGGGUCCCCACUGGGCUGUGUGAGCUCAGCCUCUGAUCUCAGAAGGAGGUCAGCAUCUCUGGAAAUAGCUUUGCAGAGAAGGGUGGGGGUGGGGGUAGCACUCGGUCCCUCCUGUGGAUCCAGCAGGAUCCGGCCUCGAGUGGCUUUAGGUGCUCGAUGCUCAGUGUGUGAAGGUGACAGUGACUGCUGAGGUCCAGGCUGGAAACCUGAGCCUCCUGCCACAGAGCCAGUCAAUGCCUGCCCAGGCUGUGUGGGGAGUCAGGCCAGUGCCGGAGCCCCUCCUGCACACGGGUUCUCACAGGUGUGUCCCAGGCAGGCCCACACGGCUCAGCGUCAGUCUAUUUAUCAGAGGUGUACAUAAUCCACACAUAGUUUUUCUCCUUUUAGAUUAUUUUGUAUUUGUUUAAAAAAAGAUUUGUCAAAAUACAAAGAAAUGACUGAAACUUGUUGACAGGGUUUUUAAAAAAUAUUAUUAUUAUUAUUAUUAUUGUUGUUGUUGUUUCGUUUUUGCCUUGUAAACUAGCUCCAAGGAACUGCAGCAAAUAAACUCCAAAUCUGCCCAAACCA
Molecule: messenger RNA, 32602 nt
Organism: Rattus norvegicus (Norway rat)
Lineage: Eukaryota; Metazoa; Chordata; Mammalia; Rodentia; Muridae
Gene: Cyth1
Product: cytohesin 1
Biological process (GO): regulation of ARF protein signal transduction
Cellular component (GO): extrinsic component of synaptic membrane; plasma membrane; bicellular tight junction
Molecular function (GO): guanyl-nucleotide exchange factor activity
Source: RefSeq, a predicted model, not a curated record